GAGAGAGAGGGGGAGGAGUUCAGACUUACUGUGCAAAUACAUACAGAUACACUAAUCUAAAUUGAUGCCUCGUAGAGGAAGAGUCACAGAUGAAGCAAGCAGCUAAUGAUGGCUCAGUCGAAGGCUCUCCUAGUGCUGGAAAACUUUAUAGGUGGCAAAUUUAUUCCUUGUUCCUCUUACAUAGACUCCUAUAAUCCGUCCACCGGAGAUGUCUAUUGCAAGGUGCCAGACAGUGGCAAAGAAGAGGUGGAAGCUGCUGUCAAAGCUGCCAAAGAUGCCUUCCCAAUUUGGUCCUCAAAAAGUCCGUGGGAAAGAUCUCAGAUCCUGAACAAAUUGGCAGAUCUGAUUGAACAUGACCUGGAAGCGUUUGCACAAGCAGAGUCAAAGGAUCAGGGAAAAACUAUUACAUUUGCCAGAACAGUGGACAUCCCUCGAGCUGUGUACAACUUCCGAUUCUUUGCCUCUUCCAUCCUUCACCACAUCACAGAGUGCACUGAGAUGGCAACCAUGGGCUGUGUGCAUUACACCUCGAGGGCACCUGUUGGAGUUGCUGGUUUAAUCAGUCCUUGGAAUUUGCCACUGUAUUUGUUGACGUGGAAAAUAGCUCCUGCCAUUGCAUGUGGAAAUACUGUGGUUGCCAAGCCAAGUGAGAUGACAUCUGUCACAGCUUGGAUGAUGUGCAAGCUCUUGGAGAAAGCAGGGGUUCCUCAUGGGGUGGUGAAUAUAGUGUUCGGAACAGGCGCCAAGGCAGGAGAAGCCCUCGUCUGCCACCCCGACGUGCCUCUGGUCUCCUUCACAGGAAGCACGCUGACGGCCCAGCGGAUCACGGAGAAAAGUGCUCCAUACUGCAAGCGGCUUUCGCUGGAACUGGGAGGCAAAAACCCCGCCAUCAUCUUCGAUGAUGCCGACUUGAGCCAAUGCAUCCCUACUACCCUGAGGUCCAGCUUUGCCAACCAGGGUGAGAUCUGUCUCUGCACCUCCAGGAUCUUUGUUCAGAGGGGCAUAUACAGUGAGUUUUUGAAGAGGUUUGUAGCAGAGGCCAAGAAGUGGAAGACCGGCAAUCCCUCAGAUCCUGCAGUCGAUGUGGGAGCACUUAUAAGUAAAGAACAUCUACAAAAGGUGAGGAACUAUGUGAAGAAAGCCCAGGCUGAAGGAGCCAGAGUCCUCUGUGGAGAGGGAGUGGAUGCUUUGGAUCUCCCACCUGGCAACCAGAAAGGCUAUUUCAUGUUGCCCACAGUUAUUGCUGAAGUUAAGGAUGAAUCUUGUUGCAUGCAAGAAGAGAUCUUUGGUCCUGUGACAUGUGUGGUAGCAUUUGAUACAGAAGAAGAAGUGAUCAAAAGAGCCAAUGGUGUGAAAUAUGGCUUGGCAGCCACUGUGUGGUCCAGCAACGUGGGACGCGUUCACCGGGUGGCACACAGGCUACAGUCUGGAUGGGUGUGGACCAACUGCUGGCUUGUGAGAGAUCUGAACUUGCCAUUUGGUGGGAUGAAAGCCUCAGGCAUAGGAAGGGAGGGAGCAAAGGAUUCCUACGAGUUCUUCACUGAGGUCAAAACCAUCACAAUAAAGCACUGACAUAUGUAAAAGGAAGUAUUUUAGAGUAAAAUAAAUGACAGUAAUUUGAGUUACAAGAAAUAGACUACAGUAAUUUGAGUUACCAAAAAUGACUCUCUAGAACACAGGCUGCUAUUGUGGCCAUCUUUUUCUUGAACUGUGGUCAAGUAAUAUCAAUGACAUCUGAAAACAGUCAUCCCAAAUGCUAAUGUUGAAGGCAGCUUUUCAUGUUGAAUGAGAAGAUCAGUGUGGACUCCACAGUCAACCCAUUCCAAGCCAGAUGACUUGCCUAUUUUAUGGAUCCUAAAGCUUUUUGAGUAUUCAGGUCUCAAAAAUCUGUCUCUCUAAGGCAGAUUGGAGAAAGAGCGAUAUAUGACUGUACCUCUGGUUGAUGAAUUACCUUGAGGGACAAAGUGGCAAGCACAUGGUAAGGCUGAUAUUGUAAUGGCAAUCAGUCUGUUUCACUCUAUGGUCCACAUAUCAAUCCAUAUUGCACUUCACUGAUAUCAGAUAAGGACUAAUGCUAUACCACACUGAAAGCCUGAGGAACUACCUUUAAUCUACUAAGUGGUUUUAAACCAUGGGAUCAUGAAAUUCUCAUUAUAUUCAUGGAGACAAUAAAUGUUUUAGUUAUAACCUGCUUUAUAGUAUGCAGCUGAAUAAUCCUAAUGCCUGUUCUCUAACUAUUUUGAAAUUAAAGCCUUUUUUCACUUCUA
Messenger RNA from Lepidothrix coronata (blue-crowned manakin), 2267 nucleotides. RefSeq names its product aldehyde dehydrogenase 8 family member A1 (gene ALDH8A1). Gene Ontology annotation, biological process: retinoic acid metabolic process. The transcript has 7 exons. The coding region runs from base 106 to 1572 and encodes 488 amino acids. NCBI's taxonomy places the organism in Eukaryota, Metazoa, Chordata, Aves, Passeriformes, Pipridae. The record is from RefSeq and is a predicted model, not a curated record. Gene Ontology annotation, molecular function: retinal dehydrogenase (NAD+) activity.